Molecule: messenger RNA, 7797 nt
Organism: Dendronephthya gigantea
Lineage: Eukaryota; Metazoa; Cnidaria; Anthozoa; Malacalcyonacea; Nephtheidae
Exons: 45
Coding region: 73-7683 (2536 amino acids)
Molecular function (GO): calcium ion binding
Source: RefSeq, a predicted model, not a curated record
UCUCAUACAGGAUAAACGCUUUUCUGAAAAUUGCAAGUUUUUUCAUCGCCUUAUGGUCUCAGUUUAAAAAAAAUGGGACGAUUUUAUGUGUUUUUGAUAUUUUUAGUUUUAUAUUCGAAAUCUGUUCAUGGCAGAGACGGAGGGUGGUCUUCAUGGUCAGGAUGGAGUGGUUGUGCCCCAGGACAGUGUGCUGGUGAUCAAAAGGUCAGAACAAGGACAUGUACGAACCCUAAGAACGACGAAAACGGGGCAUACUGCGUUGGGCCCAGUGCCGAGAGUGUAGAUUGCCCAGUAAGUGGUGGUUGGUCAGAAUGGGGUCAGUGGAGUAUUUGUGAGAACAUCUGUGGUGGCUCUGUGGUCAACAGAACCAGACGUUGUGAUAAUCCUAAGCCCAGAGGAGGAGGUUCUGGUUGUCAUGGAAACACUGUCGAAACCAAACUAGAAUGUAUCUGGCCUUGUGAAACUGGCCCCCAGGACGGGGAGUGGGGGCCAUGGUCACACUGGACGGACUGUCCCAAACCCUGUGGUCUAUCCCCUGGAGUUAUGAUCAAAAGAACAAGACGUUGUGAUUCCCCACCUCCCCAGAAUGGCGGCAAACCAUGUAAUGGAAACGCGACCGAAGAAGUACUAAGUUGUUUUGAACCAUGUCCAGUCGACGGCGGAUUUAGUCCGUGGACAGAAUGGUCCCCAUGCUCCCAGUCUUGUAAUCGCGGUUUUCAAGCUCGGAGUCGUCAAUGUAACUCGCCCUUCCCAGCACACAACGGGAGAAACUGUGAUGGUGAUGCAUAUCAAAUGCAGCCUUGCAAGGACAGAGAUUGUCCAGGCGAUCGUUCUGGUGGAUGGGGCCAGUGGAGUUCGUUCACGCCUUGCAGCGAGCUUCGAUAUUGUUAUAUGGGCCGUCAAAACAGAACGAGACGGUGCGAUAAUCCAGCUCCUUUGAACAAUGGCGAUGACUGUCAAGGAAUGGCAACGGAAAUACAACAAUGCCCUUCACCUGCUGAUAAUUGCGCUGAUCCAAGUAAAGUUCUACCCGACGAAGCUGUGACUGAACGCUAUGAAUCGUACAUUGGACUGGAGUGCGAGACGACAAAGAUGUACGCAGUGCUUGGUUCGUUUGGUAAUCUUCUACCGUCAAAGAUUUUAAAUGAUGAUUUCAAAGACUUCGCUGAUAUCUUAAGAAGUGGCUUCUUUGCGAUGAAAGCCGAUGGUGACAAUACCAAGUACUGUUUCGAACCCCAAGAUCCACUACCAAUCAGCAAAGUAGUCGGAAAAGUUAAAAGCUAUAGAAACGCGGAAUUACUGCCAGCAUUUGACCGCCCAGCGGAAACCGAAAACGUCCCCGGAAUUGCAAUAACUGUGGACAAGACGUUGGCUGCAAAGAAUAUAGAGUUUGCGUGCCACGUCGCUGGUGAAUAUACACCAGUAACUGACUUCACCCUAGUCAAUGUCAUGUUUACCUUCUAUACCGAGGGGAUAAAAAAUUCAUUCCAAGCGAAGGGUUUCCUGACGCGUGUCGAGAACGCUCCAUUUUAUAGCGUUGUCACGCGGAUAUCUGGGCAAUUAGAAGCAUCUGGUCAUGCGGAAUCCCUCGAAGUGGACAAAUUCUCAGACGUAGCUGGCUUCCCUGUGUUCCAAUAUCCUAUGCAAGUUCAGAGCGCUAUGAAGACUGCAGGUAUACUGGGUUUAAAACUGCAACGUGCAUCGUACGCUUACAACAUGAAAAAGCUCAGCACAUUCCGAGUGACUGGCUCCGUCGAUGUCUUCGGAGUCCCAGUUCACGUCGAAAUCUUGACAAACCCUAAUAAAGCCCACAGAAUCUUCGCUAUUGGUUUCUCUUUCGACGGUGAAUCGUUCGGGGCGUUAUCAAAACGAUUGUCCGGACAAGAAAUAUCGUUCCUGGAUGUUCUAGGCAUCGAUCUUCAAAUUGGUGUAAGCUACUGUCCUGCAGCCCAAGGCGUGAUCAAGGUGACUCCGGAAACGAACUACGCCAAGCAACCUCUCCACAGCCUGAUAUCAAAUGCCAUACCAAAAGAUCUCUUCAUUGCCGCUCGUGUCUCCCUGCCUAAAGAUUGCAAAGGAAACGGCUUCUGCACGGGAUGCAAAGACCUCUUGGGUCCAGAUAUUGCGUUCUUCUUGACUGGCCAUAUUCAGAAAGACAGUUUAAAAGUCACCGCAGGUUUCAGGGAUAUUCGUUUGACAGAUGACAUAAGCUUCUCAAAAGUGCAGCUGUAUGUUGAGGCAAAGAAGAAUGGCUCUUCGCACAUUUUCAAGCUCGGUUUCCAGGUGGAAGUUAAGAUUCCCGUCAACAAAGGCAUUGUAGUCGACCGUGAUGGAAUAAAAAAUCCAGCUCCUGCCAUUCACGUCGGCGGUAUUAUUGAGUAUGAGAUAACGAAGAAUACUAUCGGGGGUGCGUUAUACAUGUCUGGCCUGUGGAGACAGGCGUUUGGCCUCAAAUGGCUGGCCAUUGGCGAAAUUGUCCUCGGUAUCAAAUGGGUGAUUGGUUCCCCGUAUCCCACUGGAGGAUAUUUCGGAGGAAAGGUUCAACUUGGAGUAGAUUGCUGGACCCCUGCUGACUUCUCAAACGAUGGUCACUGCUUUUAUGCACAAGCAUACUUUGGUAUCGGCGUUCCUCAGUUCGUCUAUUUCAAGAUUGCCGCCAUCACAUUAGGGAAAAUAUUCCGACUGGCUGCUCCAAAUUUGAAGCUUCCUCCUCCAAUUGAAGACACUGGAUUCCCGCGUGGAGUGACUUUUUCAUACGCGACCGAGGCAAUCGACCUGACAUUUUUCAAGGGACCAAGUAUUACCAAAGGCGUGAUGUUCGAUGGUGCAGUUCAAAUUUUGGGUUACACUAUCGAUGCCAAGGUUAUAUUCAGUGAAGAUUACAUAUUGGCUGAUCUCAAAUUCGACCCAAUUGAUUGGCAAGGUUUACUCACAUUCGUACGAAGUCCAGCUAAGAAACAUUUGGGACCCUUCUUCUUCCUGGAAUAUAGAAGACAACCCUUCUAUCUCAACAGUCGUUUCGAAGGUUUCGUCAGCAUCCUUGGUAUCUCCGUCUAUGCCAACAUGAAUCUAACGAUGACAGAAUUCCAGCUUCUCGUUCGAGGAAGCUUCCUGAAUCUCAUCAAGGCUGAGGUUUAUGUCGCCGCCAACUACGCACAAGAUUUCUCGCUACUCAAAUUCUAUGCUAAAGUAACAGUAGAUCUUUCUGGAUUAAACAAGGCGUUAGAUGAGGCUGCUUCAGCGGUGAAAGGAGCGUUUGACGCGGCGCAGAAGAAAUUAAGAAGCGCUCAGGAUCAUGUGAAAAGAAAGAAAGAGGAAUGCAAGAGAAAGAUGUCUUUGAAAUGCGAUCGUUGUCGCGACUUGAAAUGUAAGAAAGCGGAAAACGAUUGCAAAGGAUUCUUGGAUAAGGCUGGAAAAUGGAUUGGAGGAGCGAUUAAUGCUGUAGGAAAUUGGGUCAAAAACACAGCGAAAACAAUCGGAAAAGCACUUGCUCCUGUUGGACGAUUUUUCAAGAAAGUUUUCAGAGGCUGGAAGAAGAAGCGUGACAUUGAAAGAAUGAGAAAUCAACUGUUUGAAGAGCACAUCCGAAGACGUCGUUUUAUCAGUAAAAUCAUUUGUGAGGGUAUUGUUGGUGGAGGAUGCCAAGCUGUGUCAGUGUUGUGCGAAGGAUCUUGUCGUGCCGUGGAGUUCAUUGGGAAAGGUUUAUGCCAUGUUUUGGAUAUUGCUGUUGUUGCUUUGAAGGCGGCCGAGGCGGCGUGUGGUUGGAUCAGUGCUGCCAUUCAAUUCGUUCUUACACAACUGUUCAGAAUUCACAGCAUACAAUUUGAAUUUGGUAUUGACAACACCGUAGGCGGAAGAGUUAACUUCGCAGCUGCUGUCGAUUUCACGAUAUUUGGCAAACGUCUCAAUCUUCGUUUGAACCUGAAUCUUAAGAAUCCUUCUGCUGCAAUAAAAGAAACCUCCUCUAAAGGCGUUGACGAUUUCAAGAAUAAGGCUAAUCCAAGAUCGAAGUCGGAUACGGAUGAGCGGGUUUACGAUGAUCCUAAUCCGUUCUCUGACUUUGAGUUGUCUGAACAAUUCAUGAUUGAAAACACUCAGUCAGGCACGGAUGAUGAAUCAAGAUCUGGCGCAUGUCUUUAUGCACCUUCCAAGACCAACGGUGCUAUACUACGUCUAACUGCUUGUAAUGACAUGGAUGAACGACAGAAAUUCUCGUACAAUCUUAAGGGAUUGCUUGUGAAUGCCCACUCGAAGUUGUGUGUGGAUACAAGCGGCGAUACGGCUGGCUCAGUUUUGCAACAGACAACUUGUGAUACCAAGACUGACAACCAACGUAUGGAAUGUGAUUUGGAAGUGAGAACCAUCAAACGAAGACGAACUGAUUUGUGCUGGUCUACAGGUGAGACAUCGAUCUUUGGGCCAGGAUCUCUUGUCCAGACAACUUCAUACAAGUGUAUUCAUCCAAACAGCGGGGGAAAUAACAUUCCAGAAGGCACCAGACUUGUCAUGUAUCCAACUUGUAAUAUAGCGAAGGCUGCGUUCAUGAUACAAGAUAGUUAUCUAUGGCACACCUCUGGGAUGUGUGUGAAACCAGUUCGUGAUCAGGUAUCAGAUGGCGUGGAAUUAGGUCUCUAUGGCGAUUGUCAAGGACAUAAGUUUGGAUUCACUAAAGGUGGCUCUCUCAAACAUCUUAGCAGCGGAAAAUGCGUCCAGCCUCGGGACGAGAGGGAUGUUCCAAGUGAUGGCAAUCGCUUGGUGUUGCGCAGCAAAUGUGAAAAUAACGAGGCGAAUAACAGGGAGAGAUAUAUCUUCACGUGGAUUCCAAUUGACAACCAUAUCGAACUCAGACAAUGCACGUACUUCGAACAAGCUCGUCUUGACCAAAGAUUUGAAGUCUGGGACGAAUCGCUGGCUACAGUUUGUUCAAAAUGGAGCUCAAACUUGGCUGAACACAAACCAACGGAACAAUCGAGCACCGCACACAAUGGCUUUUCAAGUCGAGCGGUUGAUGGCACCUUCAGUACGGCCUACUCAUUGAAAAGUUGUACUCACACAAACGAUGAGAGCAAUCCCUGGUGGCGAGUAGAUUUACUGAAAGAAUAUGUUGUCACUGAUGUAACGAUUCUGAAUCGUGCUCAAUAUGGCAACCGUUUGAAGAAUUUCGAAGUCCGUAUUGGCAACGAUAAACACGACUACAGAAACAACCCCACGUGCCACGAUCGUGUUGGACAGGCGCGCGAUAACGAGGCUGUGCGUGUCCAAUGCAAGCCUCCGUUACCAGGACAGUACGUUCGUGUCCAGAUGUUUGGCACAGGCAUUCUUACCAUGUGCGAGGUCAUGGUGUAUUCAAGAUUAGGUGGCUACGGCGAUCAAUGUUUGCUCAACAAUGGUGGUUGUGAUCAGAUUUGCUACAACAGUUGUGGUAGAAAGGUCCAAUGUGCUUGUGGAGUUGGGUAUAAGCUGGCCUAUGAUAGAACGACUUGCAUUGAUGUUGACGAAUGUCUGGUUAACAAUGGCGGAUGUCAACAGAAGUGUAUAAAUAUUCCUGGAGGAAGAUUGUGCGAUUGUAAAUCAGGAUUCUCUUUGAAAGAAAACUCAGAAACUCAAUGCGAAGACUACAAUGAAUGCGGUCUCAACAAUGCUGGAUGCGAGCAAGUCUGUAAGAACACCGUUGGCAGCUUUAACUGCGAUUGUCGCAAGGGCUUCGAGCUUGAAAACGAUAAAAAUGGUUGCAAAGACAUUGAUGAAUGCCAGACAGACAAUGGAGAUUGUCAACACAACUGUCAUAAUUACGCUGGAGGUUAUUGGUGUAGUUGCAGAGAUGGAUAUAAACUGAAGGCUGAUCUUCAGAGUUGUGAAGAAAAACUCUGUCCUGCGCUGAUCAAACCUUUCCGCGCAACCCUGACACCGGAUAUUUGCGAUAACAAGAGAGCGAACAUUAGACGCGACACAAAAUGCUCCUACACAUGUCAACUGGGCUACCAACUCACUGGAGGCCAAACAGACAGAACUUGUCAAAUUGAUGGUACAUUUGAUGGACGAUCACCAUACUGUAAACCAUUGCUCUGCCCCAAGGUUCAAGCGCCUGUAAAUGGAGGCGUUUUCCCCGCAUCAUGCGCCAGCAAUCCAAGUGGUAGCGAAUUUGGCCAGCGAUGCGUGUUCUAUUGUAACAGUGGUUACGCGUUGAGGGGACCUAGGUACAAGAGUUGUCAAGCUGACCAAUCAUGGAGCGAGGCUAUGGAAUCUACCUGUGAAAGAGUUUACAAAAAUCCUUGGAUCGUUUGUCCACAUUACGUGGAGAUAGAUUUACCAGCUGACAGAAGCACGAUUGCCUUGGGCGAACAAUGGAGACUGCCCAACUCAAACAUGGAGAAACUAGUUGUUCAUCCUGGAUACUUAAACAGCGCAUACGAAUUCCCUGCAGGAAAAACGUUGGUAACAUGGACAGCCAGUAACUUAGAAGGUUCUGUGAAGUCUUGUAACUACCAAGUGUUUGUUAAAGAUACAACACCACCAAUCAUAACCAACUGUCCAGCGAGUGUAUCCCAUACAACAGACAAUGGCCUGUUCUCAGUCUCGUGGACCGAACCAACUUUCAGCGAUAAUGUUGCCGUAACGAAUAAACUACAGACAAAAACAUCAGGAUCUCAAUUCAGACGAGGCACAACUACAAAAGUAUCAUACUUUGUUUUCGACGCCGCUGGUAACUCUGCAAACUGCUCGUUUACUGUAACUAUCAAACCUCUUACCUGCGUUUCUCUUGUGCCACCAAAGAAUGGAAAAAUCAGUGGAAAUUCACGUUACGUACGAUUGGUGUGCGAUCCUGGUUUCAGUGCUGACCCUUCUUUACCUGAUCGCGCGUUCUUCAUUUGUCGCGAAGGAAACUUCAAGUUGUAUCAAAACAGAGUGUGGACCACAUUUACGAAGGUUCCUGAUUGUGUGGUAACGAAACCCACGGAUGAUGAUGGAUAUUGCGACUUGGGAUACAUUCUUGCAAAGAAUAAAUGCUAUCCCUGUGGAACGGGUCAUUUCCACAGUUCUUCAGACAAUAAAUGCAAACCAUGUCCUCUAAACUCCUACAACGACCAAGAGGGUGUUGUCAGUUGCCAGUCCUGUCCGAAAGGAAGUCUAACGCUGCAGACUGGUUCGAUCCAGAAAUUUGACUGCAUAGCCAAAUGCAAACCUGGCACAUUCUCAUCGAAUGGUCUAGAUGAUGAAUCAUCACCUUGCGAGCCUUGUCCUGUUGGUACAUAUCAACAACAUUCUCAUUCGACCUCUUGUACGCCUUGUCCACAAGGAAUGACUACGUCCUCGUCUGGCAGCCAAACUCUGGCCAGUUGCGCAGCACCGGCGAAGGUUUCAGAGACUUUUCCUAGUUCAAGCAUAACAGCUUACGUUGGAGAAGAAUUGACCCUGGAAUGUUUCGUAGAUGGCGAUCCAGCCCCUACGGUAACACUUGAUCGAGUAGGAAAUCCACUGGCUUCAAGCAACAGGGUCUUGCGAACGCCACUGCUCGCUCUGGACGGAAAAUUGAUAGGAAUGGAGUUGUAUAUUAAGGUGGUUGAACUCUCAGACGCUGGGAGGUAUAUUUGUAAAGCACAGAAUGCUGGUGGCAGAGACUCGAAACUAUUCAGUGUCGAUGUGAAAGCAAAAACCAAGAGACGCAGUGUUGAUGACUUAUAAGUCUAACGCUACUGCGGUCAAAGAUCAAACAAGAAUGAAAGAAUUCUAAAGCUAACUAUAGAUAAUCUGAAAUAUAAUGAUAUGUAUGAAUUUGUCUCAGUAGUAAAUGUCUCG